Gryllus bimaculatus (two-spotted cricket) is the source of this 853-nucleotide messenger RNA. The record is from the annotation of a GenBank genome assembly. Lineage: Eukaryota; Metazoa; Arthropoda; Insecta; Orthoptera; Gryllidae.
AUGAUUUCCAUUGACAUUCCAGACAAAAAUAUGGAUAAUCCAUUACCAGAUAUCAUUGAACUAGUAGCUGUAGCACGUGCUCCAUUUAUUGAUUUUACUUCUCUGGCUUCAAUUUUUGAAGAACAUUAUGUGUGUGAAACACUUGAGGAUAUGGACUGCCCUUGUGAUAUUCAUAACCACAAUAUAUUUAUAAAAAGUGAAAAUAAAUUUUUGUUCGCAAAUACCUGUUUGGGAACACCCAAUGUGGCUCGUUUGAAGCUGUACAAUCCUGGGUUAAUACCCUGUGAAUUGAAUUCACAAACUCGGCAGACACCAUCACCCUCCGCAAAGGCUCUUGUGUCAUCCAGUUCAAAAUCUUCAGAACCAGCAUUUACUGUGAAGCCUACUAAACUUUGUAUAGCUCCAUACAGCACUGAGUUCUUGGAAGUUACAUUUCUACCUCCACAAAUUGGGAUCUUCAAUGGCAUCGUAGAGAUGAAUCUAGAAUCAUCUACUCAGAAGGAAUGUAAAUUUGUUUUGCAAUUGGCUGGUGAAGGUUGUGUGCCUAUUGUAACUAUUAUUGAGCCCCAGCAAUAUGCAUCUUCUGAAAGUAGUGAUUUAAUUUUUUUUCCCACACUCCUUGGCAAAAAAUCUACCCAGAAAUUAAAACUUAAAAAUACUGGAUCAAUUUCAUGUUAUGUGAGAUUAGAUUUAAAUGAAAUGGACAAAUCCAUGUUCGGAAUAAUCGGAAAUGAGAAAACACUACCUCUGAUAAUAAAUGAAAGCCCUGAAGUAACAUCGCUUCCUAGGAAUAUACCAAUUUGUUUGAUUCCAAUAGCGAGUGUACAAAGUUUCAUCUCUCUUGCUUAACAGG